Microdochium trichocladiopsis is the source of this 1371-nucleotide messenger RNA. RefSeq lists its product as uncharacterized. Lineage: Eukaryota; Fungi; Ascomycota; Sordariomycetes; Xylariales; Microdochiaceae. The record is from RefSeq and is a predicted model, not a curated record. Bases 329 to 1174 code for a protein of 281 amino acids. The transcript is spliced from 4 exons.
ACCCAACGUUCGCCAGUUUCUAAAGUUGCCAAUGUAUCCAAGCAACCCCGCCCCCUGGCGACUAAAUGGAAUUUUGGGCAAUACUACAAACGGCACGAGUGGAGCCAACCUCGUUUGUGUCGGACGUUUUGCGUCCACAAGUACGCGGGGAGGCCUGACGCCCGGCUUGAGUAGCCUGACGGUUUCACGCGGCGAGGCACCCUUUUCACACCACUUACGCCGUAUUUAGCUCGUCAGUUCCUGCCUUGCUCUCCCGCAGAAGCUCCUCUUUUGAAAUUCGUAUCUCUUCGCCCAGCUAACUGUCAAUUCGGCAACUGACUGCCCAGCCAUGGAACCCCCCACAGAGCGCUCCCAUUCUAUACCCGGCGCUGCAGCACAAGUGGCAGCUCACUGUGACCUACAAUCCAUCAUUGUCCGCCGAUUCGACAAACUUGCGAUCCAAAACAUCCUGGAGCUUCAUGCUGAACUGGCCGAGAUCGACAAAGGACAUUCCGACGUGCAGAGAGCAGCCGACGAGACGCUGCGGACCGACGAGACGCUGCGGAGUCACCAUGCACGUCAUCACGCCUCGAAGAAUCGCGCCUCGGAGAAUUAUCAUAGUGCAAUCACAGCCUAUCAUGAGGCAAUCGUGCGCUACAGCGACGUUGUGAAUCUCAGCAGGCCUCCAGCCGUUUACGUGCGUGAUCUGGUCGAGAUGCUCAAGAAGGAGGGCAACGAUGGCGCAUGGGCGAUAUGGGACGGGAAUUCGCCGAUGGGAGGACGCCCUUUCUCGGACCUAGUCGCUAUUUCGACAUUCUCCGACCCCCUAACUCGCUUCAUAUCGAGCACUUGGCUCAUGUUCCUUUUUGUUGAUAUCAUCGGGUCCAUUAAACAAGGCAAGGCACUGAUCGAUCUUACAAGCAUCCGGCGCUUCGUAGCGAUUCUGCAAGCCUUGAUCUCCAUCGGCUUUCUCGUGGGUGCUAUGUGGGCACUCUACAAGCUGACGGACAUGGUCACGAGGCUUGCGCUGGUCACCGGGUUCGUGGCAGCAUUCUGUGGCUGGUUUGCGACAACCACUGGCAUUCAGAGGAGAGACAUCUUCGCGGCCACGGCCGCUUACGCCGCUGUACUGGUCGUAUAUGUCGGAAGCCAGGCAGAUCAAAGCGGGACCUGUACCUGCGCGACGGGAGUAUGAGUUCAAAUUCAGUGACACUCACUCCAACGAAGACAUAGGGAGAUAUUUGACUUUUGUGUCUGUGUCAUGGCGCGUGCCGGACGCCAAAUAGGGAUAGUUUCAAGGAUGUUUCAAGGCCAAAUCUGUACGCGUGCACUUCAAAAAGCUCGCGCUCCCUCAUAAGACACCAGAGAACGUUCUUCUCUUUAGCUUAGGAU